Molecule: messenger RNA, 919 nt
Organism: Gloeophyllum trabeum ATCC 11539
Lineage: Eukaryota; Fungi; Basidiomycota; Agaricomycetes; Gloeophyllales; Gloeophyllaceae
Exons: 1
Coding region: 1-660 (219 amino acids)
Source: RefSeq, a predicted model, not a curated record
AUGUCCGUCUCCACCCGCCUCUCCCUCCAAUUCCCGCCGCGCCCCGCCUCCGAGAACACUGACACCCUCGUGCUCACCUUCCACAGCCACUACCUCGACCUGCGCGUCCUCCGCUGCCCCUCCACCUCCGCCACCUCCCCUUCCCCACUGUCCCCCCCAAUCGAAUGGGCCUUCGCCGGCACCCUCGCGCACCCCUCCCCGGCGCGCACGACCUGGCAGCACGCCAUCGACUCGCGCGGGCCCUCGGGCGUUGACACGGGCGUCUCUACCGCGCUCGACAACGGGGACACGCUCGAGGAGGGCGAGAUGCGCGACCCCGACUCCGACACUGGCGAGGUGAGGGCGUAUAGGGAGGUGUGGCGCCGCGUGCCCGUCGAGCGCGAGGCGCGCGCGUGGUGUCUCGAGUCUGAGGAGGGCGAGGGGAAGGUGUUUGUUGGGCGCGUCGGGCUGUACUUCCUGGCGCUCGGGCAGCGCGGAGAGGCGUUCGCCGCGCGGAGGUGGCAGUUGGAGGAUGGGCGGUGGAGGGAGGUGUACCGCAUCAACACUGGCGCGCUCGCGGUGCCCGCGCCGGGGGACGUACCGGAGGAACAGGUACGCGAAGGCGCGGUGGUGCAAGUGAAAGGGAGGGCGUAUGUCGUGAGGGAAGCUUACGCUGUCUAAAACACCGAGAUACAACGCGGGCAUCCGCGUUAAAAAUACCAAUAGCCCGUGCCGUACGUACACACACACACUUCUCAUCCAACCCUUAUCUCCCCAGCCCAGCCCCUCCAUCCUACCACGAACAAGCACAAUGUCCAAACUCGCCGCGACGCGCAUCUCCCUCCAGCUCCCACCCGGCGCGCCCUCCGAAGAAACCGACACCCUCGUCCUCACCUUCCGCGCGCACUACAUCGACCUGCGCGUCCUGCGUUCCUCCCUC